GCUGGGGGCGGUCGCCGGUGAUGGGGCGGCGGGUGGCGGCGUGUCCCCGUGGUGCUGAGGUGUGCGCGCCCCUGAGAGGCUGGCGCGCGGCGGUGGUCCCUCACCAACCGUCGGUCCCAGAGACGGGAACGGAACGGCUAGGCGCCGCCGAGAGGCAAGCGGUUGUGGGAGCCUCUGGGGCUCGGGCCGGUGCUGACUGAGCUUGGUCGCAGCAGGCCCACAGCGUGUCGGCGCCCGCAGCUUGCUGCUAAAUGUUCUCGUGUCGUGGCCGUGCUUUAUCUGGAAAUAACGCGUCGUAGUUUGUGAAGCUCUGCACUCAUCAAAGUAAAACGGUUUCUGCAAACAGAAGUGCAGUGGUAUAUUUCUGGUACUCCAAACAAAAUGAAGAUCCCUUCUGUACUGCUGAGAUUCCCUCAUCGUUAUUUCUCUAAAAGAACUUACUUCAAGAACUUGACUUGCAUUUCCAGAUCAGAUUUCCUGUGCAUUGAGUCUCUUAAACCAGUGCACCUACAUUGUUCAAAACAGAUGUGUUUGUCAAAGUGUUUGAGCAGAGAGCUGUGUCACCAAAGUGCCCCUGAGCAGGAAACAGAAGGGCUUUCCGACAGAGAAAAAGGACUUAUAGACAGACUUUACAAUGGGCUUGUCCAGGGUCACAGAGCCUGUUUAGCUGAAGCCAUUACACUUAUAGAAUCAACUCAGACUAGGAAAAAGAAAGUAGCCCAGGUGCUCCUUCAGAAGGUAUUAUCCUACCACAGGGAACAAGAAAAGUUAAAUCAAGGAAAGCCGCUUGCCUUUAGAGUGGGGUUAUCUGGUCCUCCUGGUGCUGGAAAAUCAACUUUCAUUGAAUGCUUUGGGAAAAUGCUUACAGAAAGAGGACACAAAGUGUCAGUGCUGGCUGUAGACCCCUCCUCUAGUACAAGUGGUGGUUCUUUACUGGGUGAUAAAACGCGGAUGACUGAGUUGUCAAGGGACAUGAAUGCAUACAUCAGACCGUCUCCAACCAGAGGAACAUUAGGAGGUGUAACAAGGACUACAAAUGAAGCCAUCCUGCUGUGCGAAGGAGGAGGCUACAAUGUUGUUCUUGUGGAAACUGUAGGUGUGGGACAGUCAGAAUUUGCCGUGGCUGACAUGGUUGAUAUGUUUAUAUUAGUGCUGCCACCCGCGGGUGGUGAUGAAUUACAGGGUAUCAAACGGGGUAUCAUUGAGAUGGCAGAUCUAGUUGCUAUAAAUAAAGCUGAUGGUGAUUUAAUUGUGCCUGCACGGAGAAUACAAGCUGAGUAUGUUAGUGCUAUGAAGCUGCUUCGCAAGCGUUCGAAGGUUUGGAGACCAAAGGUAAUACGUAUCUCUGCCAAGACUGGAGAAGGGAUCUCAGAUAUGUGGGAUAAAAUGACAGAAUUUCGCGACCUCAUGCUCACAAGUGGUGAGCUGAUUGCCAAGCGACGGAAACAGCAGAAAGUGUGGAUGUGGAAUCUCAUCCAAGAAAAUAUGUUGGAACAUUUCCGGAGUCACUUGGCAGUCAAAGAUAAGAUUCCACUUCUAGAAGAAAAAGUUCUUAGUGGUGUCUUGUCUCCUGGGCUGGCAGCCGACCUGCUGCUGAAAGCAUUCAAGGAUGGUCUCUAAUCAUAAUAUUCUACUGUGUUCUUGCUAAUUUCUUCAUGUAAAUGUAAAUAUUAAAUACAAUUUUUGUAUGUGUGAAUUCAAACGUUUCACUACAGCCAACGCUAAUGGAAUACAUAUUUAUUGGUAUUAGUAUGUAUUGGUACUCUGCCAAAAAAAAUACUGAGCAGAAAAUACUGUAGGAUUCUAUAUAUGCAGAGUUCAGUGCAAACACACUCAGAGACUACUACACAUGGUAUUUGGUCAACAGUACUUAUUUUGAGUCUGUCCUCAUCAUGGAUUUGUUGGUCAAAAAUUUGAGCCUGUGUCAAAAUGUGACUGGCUUUGAAAGGGUGAGUGAGAGGUUUGGUGCAGCAGUUUCAUUGUGAGACUGUCUUAGAAGAGAUAAAUACUUCUACUUUCUCUUCUCAUUUACUUUUUUCUUCCUCUUGAGUCUCUGCAAGAACACUGGACCCCUGGUAGCACCUGACUGGAGUCUUACUUUUAAAUACAUUGUAUGCAUAUAAAAAGGGUUGUUCAGUCACUGUUGGGAAACUAUAGCUAUUUAUUGUAUGCUGGGAGAGGAGAAUUGUACCUAUCCUAGAUUCUAACCAGAUGUUUUAAUACAAAAGCACAGUUUAAUUAGACAUUUUAAAAUACAGGCAUAUGGAACCAGUGUCAUCCACCAGGUUUUUACUCACAACUCUUUUUAUACUAGGAUAAUUUUUCUCUGGUCUUAUUUGACUGAAGUAAGAUGUUUGUAUUCAAACAAAAUGCCUACUUUUCUCCUCUCUUGUAGAUGACAUGACUGUUUAGGUCUAAAGUACUUAAGAGCUGGGGUUGUUCUUUUAUUUAUUUUUUAUUUUUUUAGAUUUCUCUUGGGAAUGCAUCUGGAGGUAUUCAUGAACUGGAAAGCAGGGUUAUCUACUCGAUAUGAAGAGUAAAGUAGGAAAAAAGCUGAUUUCUUGAGGGCUGAAAAAACAUUAAAGGAAUUUUAAUGAGUCUACUAUUGCUUAUGUGAAUUAACAUAAAAGGUGCUAUACUGUAGUAUGUUAGAUAGUGUUGUGGGUUUUUUUUGUUUGUUUGUUUGUUUUUAAAAUUUAAGUUCAAUAUUACCUGUUUGGAUUCCUAACAAGUGUGCAUUUUACAGAGCAUUUGUGUUCUGGCAACCUGAGUCUAGAUUUCUCAAACAAUUCCAGGGUAGCAAUGACUUGGUUUCCUUUGAUUCUAUUUCUUUUUUCCUUCCUAUUUUUUUUUUUCUUCUGAAGACAUUUUUUUCUCUUUCCUCUGUUCCAGUUCCUAUACUGUGCUAAGUCUGCUUUAUCUUGCUAGACCUCUGUACUUCCUAGUUUUCACUCCUUCAUAGGUGUAAUGCAACUAUUAGAAAAGAUGAAUGAAUGAAAAUGCUGAGGAUUUUUUCCCUUUGGUUUGUCUUAUUAAGUAUUUAAGUGCUUAUUUAAGCAGCAUAAAUUAAACAAUAUAGAAAUA
This is a messenger RNA of Meleagris gallopavo (turkey), 3084 nucleotides long. It is a transcript of the gene MMAA, whose product is annotated as metabolism of cobalamin associated A. NCBI's taxonomy places the organism in Eukaryota, Metazoa, Chordata, Aves, Galliformes, Phasianidae. The record is from RefSeq and is a predicted model, not a curated record. Gene Ontology annotation, cellular component: cytoplasm. Gene Ontology annotation, molecular function: GTPase activity; GTP binding.